Drosophila innubila is the source of this 554-nucleotide messenger RNA. RefSeq lists its product as uncharacterized. Gene Ontology annotation, molecular function: 2 iron, 2 sulfur cluster binding. Gene Ontology annotation, biological process: intracellular iron ion homeostasis. The transcript is spliced from 2 exons. The record is from RefSeq and is a predicted model, not a curated record. Gene Ontology annotation, cellular component: nucleus; cytosol. Lineage: Eukaryota; Metazoa; Arthropoda; Insecta; Diptera; Drosophilidae. The coding region runs from base 89 to 349 and encodes 86 amino acids.
AGUAAUCUUGUAAAGUCGAUAAUUUUCCGCUAGAGAGUGCAAAAUUUACCUAAAGCCUCUAUUGAAAAUAAAAAUAUAAAAAAACAAAAUGAGUAAAUACAAUGCAAAGUAUCUGGAAGACAAGCUGAAAGAGAAGCUCGAAGCAACCUACGUGCAGGUCUCAGACGAUUCGGACGGAUGUGGUGGCAAAUUCAGUGUAGUCAUCGUGUCUAAAGUAUUCGAGGGAAAGUCGCUGCUGCAAAAGCACAGAUUGGUUAACUCAACGCUUGCCGAAGAACUAAAGGAAAUACACGCUUUCUCACAAAAGUCAUACACCCCCGAAGAGUGGGAGAAAGUGCAAUCGCAGUAGACUCUAACUGUGACCUGUUGCCAUCGUGGAGCCCAAAACCUGUACAUAUACAUAUGUAUGUUUUGCAUGUAUGUAUGUAUAUGUAUGUGUAAAAUAAGUAAAACCAGCUAACCAACCAGUCUAAAACGAAAACAGUCGAACAAAGAAAGUGAAAGGGAAACGGCCGAUGAACGGAGCUACAAUAAACACGCAACAUUACAUAAAA